Hippocampus comes (tiger tail seahorse) is the source of this 2133-nucleotide messenger RNA. It is a transcript of the gene foxq1b, whose product is annotated as forkhead box Q1b. The record is from RefSeq and is a predicted model, not a curated record. The transcript has a single exon. Gene Ontology annotation, molecular function: RNA polymerase II cis-regulatory region sequence-specific DNA binding; DNA-binding transcription factor activity, RNA polymerase II-specific. The coding region runs from base 779 to 1663 and encodes 294 amino acids. NCBI's taxonomy places the organism in Eukaryota, Metazoa, Chordata, Actinopteri, Syngnathiformes, Syngnathidae. Gene Ontology annotation, biological process: cell differentiation; anatomical structure morphogenesis; regulation of transcription by RNA polymerase II.
GACACAUUUGCUAAUCUAAUCGCUCCAAAGGCUCGGAUCAUUCGGUUCACCGCUUUGCCAUUCGGUCGGAUGUGUUACGCUGUCACCCAAAACUUUCCCGUUUUCUCCCAACAAUUCGUUCCCAUUUGAAAUUCAAAAUAUUCAGCUCAUUCGGUUUGCGAAAAAUAUUCACCACUCCCACGUUUCCCCCACCUGGCCCAAAGUCCGCCUCGCUUCACCUCAUCCCAAACUAGGAAAGAUGAUUACCCUUCAAUAUCAUUUCACUUCAGUCAAUGUCAUUCAAGGUCAUUCCAGAUCACUCAAUACACUCCACGGGCAUCGUUCAAAAACCAUUGCACACGUUGCAAAAUGUUUUCAGUCAGCACUGCGGCAUUCGCACGCAAUUUCUCUUGAAAUGGCUUCAUCUGGUGAAAAAAAAGGAAAGCAGAGAAGAAAAAGUUUGUUGCUGCGAGACGGGCGGGUCGAUAAGUCGCCGCGUUUUCCCCUCGGUGGCGUGACACGGUAGCGUCCAAGUAUUGUAAACAUCGCAUAUCACUCAAUCCUUCCGUGCGCCAAGUCGGAGGCCCCGCCCCCUGGGCCGUCCCUCGCCGGGCCGUGAUAUUAAUAGCAACACCGGCUUGUCUCGGGAGACAGACCUGUUUGCAGGCGCUCCAGGCACACACACACACACACACACACACGCACACACACGCACGCACGCGCGCGCGCGCAGACAGUCGGCCCCCGCCGCCAGGGCUCGUCUUCGCCCCACACCUGCUCAGCAAGCAGCCGGGCGAGAAUGAAACUGGAAGUUUUCUCCGCGCUGCACUUCGCUCACAAGCCGCUGGAGUUGUGCGCCGGCGCCGACGCCGACGCCGACUCGGGGGUCCCGUCUCCUCUGUCCGGAGACGAGCUGGGAUCGGACGGGGACUGCGCGGCCAACAGCCCGCCGCCCGCGGCGCCGGGCGCGGCGGACCCCGGCAAGGGCAAGCCCUACACGCGCAGACCCAAGCCUCCCUACUCGUACAUCGCCCUCAUCGCCAUGGCCAUCCGCGAGUCCGGCAGCGGCCGCCUCACCCUGGCCGAGAUCAACGACUACCUGAUGAACAAGUUCCCCUUUUUCCGCGGCACCUACACCGGCUGGAGGAACUCGGUGCGCCACAACCUGUCCCUCAACGACUGCUUCCUCAAAGUGCUGCGCGACCCGUCCAGACCUUGGGGCAAGGACAACUACUGGAUGCUCAAUCCCCACAGCGAGUACACGUUCGCCGACGGGGUGUUCCGCCGCAGGCGGAAGCGCCUCGCCAAGAAGGCCCCCAAGGACCGGGAGCUCGCCGACGUCACGGCGGAGGACGCCCACCUCCGUCCCGCCCCCGAGGAGAGUGCGGCGGCCAAGUUCUGCAGCCCCUUCGCCAUCGACAGCAUCCUGGGCAAGCCCUUCAAACGCGGGGAAGGCGACUGCGUGAGGGCGCGCGCGCACGGGCUCUUCUGGCCCCCGGGGCCCCACGUGCAGCUGCCCUACGCUCUGAACUUGCCGGGGCAUCGCGGCUACCCGGCCGAAGCAGCCGGAGGGGACCGGUUCAGCCUGCACCUGCCGCACAGAGCCCGACCCGAGGCCGCCCCCCGCGCGCUCCAGACGCCCCCGAAGGCGACGAGCUUUCACAUAGACUUUCUGCUCUCGUAAGGAGGACUCGCGAGCACUUUGGCGUGCAUGGGCGAGCUCGCUUCGGGUCGCUCCCCCCGAAUGAGACCAUCGCGUCGGCGCGACCAUCAUCAUUUUGCAAUCGCAAACAAAACAAAACCAAACACAACAAAACAAAACGCGCGUUGCUUGUCGUCGUACGCGAGGUUAUGCCAGGACAUUUUACUGUCUUGCGAGCGCGCGUGUGUAUGUAUAUAUCUAUCUAUCUAUCUUUUUUUCUAUCUGUCCGUGUUGCGGGGAGAAGUUUUUUUGUUGUUUCUGCUGCGCGUGCGACGCUGACCGCCCAAACAGAAAACAAUUCAUGCAUCUUUUUCUCCGUGCGUACAACUGCUGCGUCGGGUGGGCUCCCAAAACGUUGUCAACAUCCAUGGAAUCAAUGACUGAGAUGCACUUAGAAAUCCUUUUUGCAUGCCUGCUAUGUUCAUGAAUAAAAAAAACGUGAAACAAUGACA